Messenger RNA from Cinclus cinclus, 2625 nucleotides. RefSeq names its product acidic leucine-rich nuclear phosphoprotein 32 family member B. The record is from RefSeq and is a predicted model, not a curated record. Gene Ontology annotation, cellular component: nucleus. The transcript has 7 exons. Gene Ontology annotation, biological process: regulation of apoptotic process. The coding region runs from base 86 to 943 and encodes 285 amino acids. Gene Ontology annotation, molecular function: histone binding. Lineage: Eukaryota; Metazoa; Chordata; Aves; Passeriformes; Cinclidae.
GCGGGCGGGGGCGGGAGCGCGAGCGCGGCGGCGGCACCGGGGGAGCGGCACCGGGAGCGCAGCGCGGCUCGGGCUCGGCGGGAGCAUGGAGAUGGAGAAGCGCCUGACGCUGGAGCUGCGCAACAAGAAGCCGAGCGAGGUGAAGGAGCUGGUCCUGGAUAACUGCCGCUCAGAGGAUGGCAAGGUGGUCGGUCUCUCCUCAGACUUUGAGAACCUGGAGUUCCUCAGCAUGAUCAACAUCAACCUGCUGUCCGUGUCCAACCUCCCCAAACUCAACAAGCUCCGGAAGCUGGAGCUGAGUGAUAAUAGGAUUUCUGGUGGCCUUGAAGUUCUAGCAGAGAAAACUCCCAACCUGACACACUUGAACCUAAGUGGCAACAAGAUCAAAGACAUCAAUACCCUGGAGCCCUUGAAAAAGUUGCCAAACCUCCACAGUCUGGACCUGUUCAACUGCGAGGUGACGAUGCUCAUCAACUACCGGGAGAGCGUGUUCGCCCUCCUGCCCCAGCUCACCUACCUGGAUGGCUUUGAUGCUGAUGAGCAGGAAGCCCCUGACUCAGACCCCGAAGCAGACGGGGAUGCACUGGAAGAUGACUAUGAGAAUGGGGAAGCACUGAGGGGUGAGGGGUGGCUGGAUUUGGGAACUGGGGCACUUCCCUCCCUCCCCCUUUGGGUAGAAGGUGAGGAAGAGGAGGAUGUUGAGGAGGAAGACGAUUUGGAUGAAGAAGUCAUUGAUGAUGAAGAAGAUGAAGAUGAUGAUCUGGAAGGUGAAGAGGAGGAGGAUGGAGUAGAUGAUGAGGAGGAAGAAGAGGAGGAAGAUGGUGAGGAGGAUGAAGAAGAUGAAGCUGAGGAGGACCAUCCGUGUGGGGAGAAGAGAAAACGAAGUCUAGAGGAUGAAGGAGAGGAAGAUGCAGAGGACGAAGAGGAUGAUGAGGAUGACUGAUCCCAGCGAGCCAAUCAGUUUUACAGACUCUGUGCUUGUCUUAACCUCCCCGUUGUGUCUGUGUGAGACUGUAAAUCCCUGUCUCCCACUCCUCCUCCUCCCCCUUUGUAUGGCUGCAGCAUCCACAAUAUAUUUUUUUAAGAUUUAGAAUACUGUAGGCAUUCAGGGAAAUCCUCCAUACAAGGCUCACUUUUUUCUCACAAGUAUCUCAUGACCAAAGGCUUUUCUCCGUUCGGUGGUUUGUGCAGCAGCUUGCAAAAAAAAAAAAAAAAAAAAAAAAGGAAAAAAUCAAAAAAGAAAAAAGAGAAAAAAAAAAUCUCCUUAGGGUAUCUGUGUGUCCGAAAUGAGCUGUGCCACACUGGACCCAGAGCUCCAGCUCACACCCUGCCAGCACAGAAAGCCUUUGCCACCCUCGUGCCCUCAGCCCAGGGCUGAAGAAGCUUUUUGAGCCAUCUCGGGUGCAAAAUCUGGUUCAUCUCUGUGGACUCAGAAUGAUCCGUGAGGGUGUCUCAGAUCUGAAAUCAUGGUGAUGUGAUCUCUGGACAUGCUUGAAGAUGCUUCAGUGCUGGGGAGGGGGGGGUGCCUGGAGUUUUGGGGGGAGAGAGGGAGGGGCUGCUUGCAUGACCUGGUACCUCUGCCGAUGCACCUUGCAGUAGCCCUGCACUUGCUUUCCUAUUAGUUUUAUAAACUGGAAGGAACAUUUUCCCCAUUGGCCAUCUAAGAACCAUCCCUUGGGCCGUCCCAAGUGAGGGCGGGGGCUGGUGGCCAUGUCAGCUGUGGGGAGGCUCCCGGUGCCCUGCAGCAGCUUUGGGAAGGGAUAGGGAAUGCAGGUGAGGGGAUACUGCUCUUCAUCCACCUCCAUUUCGCACUGUACAGCCCUGUGCAGCCACGAUCACUGUGAUGCUCCUGCAGCCCCUGUUAGCCUGUAAAUUCUCAGGGUCCUUCUGCCAGCCGGUGCCACCUCUGCACAGGCCCCCGGUGCCAGCCUGGCCUGGGCAUCCUCCUCUUCCUCCUCCUGUCUUCCCAGAACAGAACUCCAGCUCCUCCUUCGUGUCCCUGCUCUGGAGGUGCCACUGAGGCGGCUGGAGGGGAGGAUUUGGGGAACCCAGCCAGGUGCAGCAUUCCCAAUCCCAUUCCCACCUUCCCCUCAAUCCCAGAGGCGUCCGGGCAGCGCAUCCCUUGGGAGGGUGGGAUGGGUGGGGUGGGGACAGCGCUGUGCUGCUGCCCGGGGGUGCAGACAAGCACUGGCACUUUGUGGCAUUCCCGCUGUGUGCUCCGGGUGCUCCGAGGGCCCCCGGGGCCGAGGCUCCAGCCCUCCCCUCCGGGGGGGGGUGUGCGGGGUGUUUUGCAGCACAUCCCCGUUCCUGUCGCUUCGUUCUCGCUGGUGUCUCUUGCAUUGUACAGUCGCUGUGACCAUUCGGAGAUGAACUAAUCCUGUAAAAUGCAAACUGAGUAACUUAUAAAGGUUUAAGGAAUUUAAAAAAAAAAAAAAGUCAGAGCAGCAGUUACUUCUAAUUUUCCCCCUGCAUUUUUAGCAGAUUGUAUGGAUUUUAUAUUAGCCUAGUAACUGUCAGGUUUUAAUUGGUCAGACUAGUCCCAGAAAUAAGGAUCUACAGCCCUUUUGUAUCUUUUGUUACAAAAUUUGGAUAAAACUUUAAUAAAGACUUCCGUUUUUAAAAAUC